AUAACUUCGUCGUUCAAGUUUCAACUCCGAUUUGUGAAAGUUUAAUCAUGUUAUCUCUUCCUCGAUCCUCGAUCCUCGAUCCGUGCCUACACCCACCUCGAAUGCACUACUUACUCGUCGAUAAGUAUUAAUCCAUACUUUGUUCUAUGAGCUAGAAUGCUAUCACAGAACAAUCAUUCGUAAUCACUGUCGUCAAGAGUAUUUCCAAUGGGACUCUUCAGCUGCUCAGACGAUGCAUGUAUGGCCCCGAGCCUUGUCGCGCCCUCGGCGACGUCAAUGACAUUUUCAUUAGCACCUUUCGUAAUCACCUUUGUGGUCGUCUCUAUCCUGGUCUCCCAAAAGAUAUUUCCCUAUCUGGCCCGUAUCCAAAAUUCUCGCGAUGGCGAAGACCAUUUCCUCCCUUCCGAUGCGCCCCCAUCACUCCAGCAAGCGCAUGCCGAGCAUGGUUCUAAAUCUCUGCGAAGGCGAAUAGCUGAAGCCGCUUUUUCUACGACGGUUGGGUUAGCGGUUGUAUUGGGCGAAUUGAUUUUAUGCGAGAUCUCUGAAUUAAUCAACCCUUAUGCCCGAGCGCUGGCUUUGCGAGUCACUGUUCCCACUCUCUUGUUCCUCCUCGUCGUACUCAUACCAUUCCUCGAACUUCAGUCUCUUGUAGCUGGAUCGGGAUGGUCGUUUCAACGCACUUCUAAAGGUCGAAUACCUCGGGCUGCUUGGAUACUUCAAUUUGUUAUGUUUAGUGUCUGGCUAUGCGCGUUCUGGUCGUUAGGAAAUCUCGUACCGGUAGGAAGUGAGGCAGUGCGCCCGAGCGCUAAGAUGGAGAUGGCCCGGGCCGAGCCCGCCUUUUCAGGCAGUCUAGCACGUGCCUGUCUUGAGCGAAUUGGAGUCAUCGGCAUUUCACUUAUGGCUUUAUUAUCUGGAUUCGCCUCGGUCUCUUCACCGUGGCACACAUUUGGCAGCCGUGCAAGGCGUCCCGUGACGGACGCCGAUGUCUCCCGGAAACAAGCGGGUCUUGAUGCUACGAAUGAGAUGCUCAUAACUAAACGACACCGCUUGCAGAGCCUACUGCGUAAGGCAGCUGAGAACCCAUCGGCUGAGAAGCGCGGGUUCGUCACUAAGGUCAUCGGUUCCAUCCGUGGGGGCGGUGAUGCAGCAGAGAUCCGCACACUACGUCUCGAGAUCGCGGGUUUGGAAGCUAUGGAAGCAAAUCUAUCGUCCUCUCUCUCUAUGCUUCGCUCUCGACAGGCCAAUUCGGCUCGUGCUGCAACUUUCUCGGGGAAAUUACUUUCGAUACCUACUUAUGUAUUCAGCGUAUACUGCGUUUAUCGUAUCAUAGCGACUACCCUGACUACUCUACGGCGGCUGUAUUAUCCCACUGCCUCGUUUUCUUCCUCAGAUCCCAUUAAUCGAUUCCUGGGCCUCUUAGCGAAACAUUGGGACCCGAAGCUUGACCAGAUUGCUUGGGCUAGACAGAUAUCAUUCUUACUAUCCGGCGUCAUCCUCGCCGCGAGCGCCAACAGUGCGCUCCAAACAUUCCAUCUCUUCGCCAAGUGGACUCCUGGACUCUUAUACCAGGCCCAAGCCAAUCUAGCUCUGUUGAUUGGGCAGAUUAGCGCUAUAUACGUGAUCUCUGCCGCUCUACUCUUGCGAAGUAAUCUUCCCAAAGAGGUAGGCAGCGCCGUCGGUGACGCGCUUGAAAGUGCCUUGGAGCCGGGUUUCGUGGAUAGAUGGUUUGAGGGCUGGUUCCUUCUAGCAAGCGUAGUAACAGCCGGAGGAAUCUGGCUAGGUGGAAAGAUUGGCGAAUGGAGUGAGGAAUGGGAUGAUAUCGGCAUGGAAGAGAUGGGCCAGAAACAAUCAUAAUGAUAUCACGCACCUUUAUUAAUUCACAUAUUCUUUUCAGCACCCACUUGUGGUCGACUAUGCCACUGCGCCAGACAAGUGAUAGCUGCUUUCAACAAUAUCCUCUCUCUAAACUUUAUUCAACACGAGCGUACACUUCGCUGGGAAAGAGCAGGCGCAGUUCAAUGGUAGAGAUAUAAAUCAUAUAUUCUCCUUGCACUAUCUACAUCGUCUAGACCACUUCCUACCUCACUAUUCACCUAUCUUAGCUUAUACCAAGCUUAUUCAGCCUAUCCAAAAUUUGUUAUCCGUCGUAGAAGGGAAACUGAUUUUGAGUGCACGACGGCUACUUUGGUACUACACUUCAUCUGGACUAUCUGACGAGACAUCGAUCACGUCGGGCUCGAUUUCUGCUCCAUACUGAAUUAAUAGCUGUUCUAUCCGCUUCUUGGCCUUGCUAUUUAGGCCCUCUGAUCCAUCGUUGUCUGGUCCUGGCAGCGUUUUACGACAGAUCUCAAGAGGAUGUAAGCUGUACCAAGGAUCUCUGUCCUUAGGGUCUCUGUCCUUAGGAUCUCUGUCC
This is a messenger RNA of Daldinia loculata, 2413 nucleotides long. Its product is annotated as Abscisic acid G-protein coupled receptor-domain-containing protein. The coding region runs from base 208 to 1854 and encodes 548 amino acids. Gene Ontology annotation, cellular component: membrane. The record is from RefSeq and is a predicted model, not a curated record. Lineage: Eukaryota; Fungi; Ascomycota; Sordariomycetes; Xylariales; Hypoxylaceae. The transcript has a single exon.